UCCUUCUUUUUGAGUUUCACACUCUUCUUCAUCUCUAACUCUAGUCCCACACGUUCAUUUCCUUAGCCAAGAAAAAAGAGCUAGGGAAACAAAGAUCCUCCAGCUCCAAUGGGUUUGGUGAAAGUUUCAUGGGUGGUUCUACUUUCACUUUCCUUGACUUUAAACAUCUCUACAUGCAGCAAGCUGCUUGAGAAAUGCUCAGAAGAUAGUGAUUGUGAUGCUGGACUGUAUUGUUUCUCUUGUCCUCAAGGUUUCCGUGGCAAGAAAUGUGUGAGAUCAUCUCCUACUAACCCCUUCAAAGUCCUGAAUAAUUCCCUGCCUUUUAACAAAUAUUCAUUUUUGACGAGUCAUAAUGCCUUCGCCAUUGAUGAUGAGCCAUCUCAUACUGGAACUCCAAGAAUUACCACAACAAAUCAAGAGGAUACUAUUACUCAGCAGCUCAAUAAUGGUGUUCGAGCAUUAAUGCUUGACACAUACGAUUUUGAGGGAUCUGUGUGGCUUUGUCAUUCUUUUGGAGGGAAAUGUCGCGAUUUUACAGCAUUUGAACCGGCCAUAGACACUUUAAAGGAAAUUGAAGCUUUUUUAUCUGCGAAUCCAUCAGAAAUUGUCACAUUGAUUCUAGAAGACUAUGUCACAACCCCAAAAGGAUUGACAAAGGUGUUCACAGACGCAGGGUUGAUGAAGUAUUGGUUUCCCGUAGCAAAGAUGCCACAAAAUGGUCAAGACUGGCCGCUGGUCAGAGACAUGGUUGCACGAAACCAAAGGCUAAUAGUGUUUACUUCAAUCGAAAUCAAGCAACAAAGUGAAGGGAUUGCUUAUCAGUGGAACUUCAUGGUUGAAAACAAAUAUGGAGAUGAUGGGAUGAAAGAAGGAAGCUGCUCAAACCGAGAGGAGUCCUCAUCACUUAAUGACAAGAGCAAAUCACUGGUUCUGGUUAAUUACUUCAGGUCUGUAUCAAGCAAAGUAUUAGCAUGUGGGCAGAACUCUCAAAACUUGAUUGACAUGCUUCAAACUUGUUAUGGUGCUGCUGGAAAUCGAUGGGCCAACUUUGUUACAGUUGAUUAUUACAAGAGAAGUGAAGGAGGAGGAGCAUUUCAAGCUGUAGACAGACUGAAUGGGGAGCUACUAUGUGGCUGCAAUAGUGUGCAGGCUUGCAAGGAUGGAUCAAGUACAUGUACCCGCAGAGGAGGGUGAUGCUUCGACAGUACUUUGUUAUAAAGGCUUCAAGGAGAUGCAAAUGUGGUGGUAUAUUGACUAGUGGUGCAUAACACAUUGUCUCGAUGCCCCUCCAGCAUCGCAUGGCUCUCGACAUCCCUUUACCUGUAAUGUGUUGCGCGCAGGGGAGAUAAAGAAAUUUGAGUUUUGGACACCUGCAAAUAUGUUGAGGUGAGCAAUACAGACUUCAGGAAUCAUCAAUCAGGAGGUACUUGUAUUUGUAAUGCUUAUGAUAACAGUAAAGAGUUCCCAGAAAUAAUGUCAUGCUGAAAAUUUUUCAGUUGCAGUAGCCAGUAGGUAGCCUGGCUGAGACGCAUGCAGUUAGCAGGGUUAUAUAAUGUAAACAAACCAUAGUAAAAUGGUUUGCAAAUAUUUGAAUAGAC
Messenger RNA from Daucus carota subsp. sativus, 1598 nucleotides. RefSeq names its product PI-PLC X domain-containing protein At5g67130-like. Gene Ontology annotation, biological process: lipid metabolic process. Lineage: Eukaryota; Viridiplantae; Streptophyta; Magnoliopsida; Apiales; Apiaceae. The coding region runs from base 109 to 1194 and encodes 361 amino acids. The transcript is spliced from 9 exons. Gene Ontology annotation, molecular function: phosphoric diester hydrolase activity. The record is from RefSeq and is a predicted model, not a curated record.